This is a messenger RNA of Cryptosporidium muris RN66, 315 nucleotides long. Its product is annotated as CSL zinc finger domain-containing protein. Lineage: Eukaryota; Apicomplexa; Conoidasida; Eucoccidiorida; Cryptosporidiidae. The record is from RefSeq and is a predicted model, not a curated record. The transcript has a single exon. Bases 1 to 315 code for a protein of 104 amino acids.
AUGAAUAAUCUUUUUGGAAUUAUUUGGAAAGAAAUAAAACUUUUAGAUAUGAAGUGGUUUGACUACAAAAUGGAGACUCUCUCAUAUGAUUGUUCUUGUGGAGAUAUAUUUUUAGUAAAAAUCCAGGAUUUAGAGAUGACUAUUGCAGAUCCGAACUCAAAAACACAAGUAUAUAGUAUUAUUCUACAAUGUGAAAGUUGCUCCUUGAAAUUAAGACUUAUAUUUGACAAGGAGUCACUUGAGUUAUUAAGGAAAACACCACCUUUAGAAUGGAGAACUUAUUCUGUGAAUAGCCUUGAAUCAGUUCAAGUAUAA